Molecule: messenger RNA, 1374 nt
Organism: Anguilla anguilla (European eel)
Lineage: Eukaryota; Metazoa; Chordata; Actinopteri; Anguilliformes; Anguillidae
Product: olfactory receptor class A-like protein 1
Exons: 2
Coding region: 88-1035 (315 amino acids)
Biological process (GO): G protein-coupled receptor signaling pathway
Cellular component (GO): membrane
Molecular function (GO): pheromone receptor activity
Source: RefSeq, a predicted model, not a curated record
UAUUCAAAAUUGAUAAAUUUACUGGUCCCAGCUUCAGAGAGCAAUUCAUCAGUUUGCUUAUCAGCACAAGACGGACCUGGGGGGCAGAUGGAGGUGCGCCUGGCAUUGAAAGCAUUCGGCUUCAUUGUUCUGGGUGUGGUGGGAAUCCCAAGCAAUCUGGCAGCCCUGCUACUCUUCUGCCGUUUAUUUCUCACACAGGGCCACAUGCCGCACAACGAGUUCAUCCUCAGCCAGCUGGUCUUUUCCAACUUGAUGGUGACGGUGUGCCGGGGAAUUCCUCAGGCUCUGACCGCCCUGGGAUUUGAAGAGCUCUUCAGCAACGGUGCGUGCAAAAUAAUCAUCUUCAUCUACCGCGUUAGCCGCGCCAUGUCCAUCACCAUCACCUCCCUGCUGAGCUCCUACCAGUGUGUGGUCAUUGCCCCGUCGAAGCCUGGCUGGACCUUGCUGAAACGCUGGCUACCCGGCCACCUCCCCCAUGCAAUCAUCUUCCUCUACGGGCUCAAUAUGAUCAUCUACUCCACCACCCUCCUCUAUACUGAGGCUUUCCCUCCCAACAGGACCAUCUCUGAUUUCACCCUUAACCUUGAGUUCUGCAUUGUGGUGUUCCCAGGCCUCAUGACUUACGUGGCCAGUGGCGCGGUGAAAAGCAUUCGAGACUUCGCUUUUGUUGGCCUGAUGGCGGCAGCAGCAGUGUACGUGAUGGUGGUCCUGUAUCGGCACCGUCAGCAGGUUCAGGGCCUGCAGGGGGCCGGCCGGAAGACAGAGGAGGCUUCCCAGGCCGUCCUGCUGCUCGUGAGUACGUAUGUGGCACUGUUCAGCUUGGACAACGUGCUGUGGAUCUACACGCUAUUUGUCUCCCGUGUGCACCCAGCUGUCUCUGACACACGCGUCUUCUUUGCCUCCUGCUACUCUGCCAUUAGUCCUGUGCUCAUCAUCGCCACCAACAGGAAGCUGGCCACUUACUUUCAGUGUGGCUCCAAACGCAAGGAAGCAGAAAACAUUCCCAAUGCCUCUCGGGCAACAAUAGCACAAUGAGAAUAUUUGAGAAUAUUGAAGAGUGGAACUUGGGGAGGUAGAGAGAGGGAAUGAUUGUCUCCUAUACUUGUGUGUUCUAUGGUAUUUUUGUGGCCCCAUGUUUAUUUCAAUAAAAGGCAUAAUAACACUUGAAUGAAUAAGCAAUAUGUUUUAAUAGAAGGAUGUGGUGAUUUUCUCUUACACUUGGUCAGUUGCAGCUACACAUUGGAAAACAUUUUUGAUAGUUAUGUGAUUCAUGUGUAUUCUCUGUUCUUUUCACGCUUCUACACAUGUAUUUAUGCAACUAAAUAAUUUAUAUGAAAAUGUAUUUUCAAAUUUAAGUGCAUGAAAUAAAUAUAU